This is a messenger RNA of Rhipicephalus microplus (southern cattle tick), 2193 nucleotides long. Its product is annotated as putative cytochrome P450 49a1. Gene Ontology annotation, molecular function: iron ion binding; heme binding; oxidoreductase activity, acting on paired donors, with incorporation or reduction of molecular oxygen. Lineage: Eukaryota; Metazoa; Arthropoda; Arachnida; Ixodida; Ixodidae. The record is from RefSeq and is a predicted model, not a curated record.
AGCAGCAGUAUCGGCAUUGGAAACAAGAGCUGCGAAUAGGCAAAGAAACACUCGAGCUUAUCUGAUAGGGCCGGCUAUGCGCCGGAGGUAACCUCCCUGAUAAGCCCCUGUGGACGCGAGGACAUCUUCCGCCUGAUAGUAAAAGCAACCCCCCGUGUGAAUGACAUUGUGUCGGCGGGAUCUCUGGCGUUGACCCGACGAGUCCAGUUUUUUCGUGAGGUGCCCUUUUUUGGCUCGAAAUGAAGCCUCUUUUUCCGUCGCUAGUUCCUUGGCGCAAUGCAGCUGCCUUCGCCAGGCCAUACUCUCAAACGGUUGCCGCUGCAGUGGAAGAUGCGAAACCGGCAAGUGUCAAGCCUAAGCCUUUCAGCCAAGUUCCCAGGGUACCGUCACUGCCGUUGGUUGGGAGUUCAUGGAUGUACUGGCGCCUUGUGGGAAAAUACCACCCGGACCGACGGCACUUGGCAGCUGCUGACAUGCACCGCAAGUAUGGCCCGGUGGUAGCCGAGCGCCUCCCGGGUCGAUACUCGCUGGUGCAUCUCUUCAGCGCCGAUGACUUCCGGACGUUGUACCAGGAAGAAGGCAAGAUGCCUUUUCGUAUGGGAGCCACGGCUUUCAAGAAGUACCGAGAGAGCCGACCUCAGUACUACGCAAACAUCGGCAUCCUAAACUUGCAGGGCCAGGAGUGGUACAAUGUGCGUUCGAAGACGCAGCCAUACACCCUACGGCCGCGCACGAUCAUGUCCUACGUGCCGGGCAUGGAUCUGAUUGCUGAGGACGCCCUGCAGCUCAUCCACAAAACGCGAGACGACAAGAAAGAAGUGGACGACUGCUACACGAUACUGUACCGCUGGGCUCUCGAAAGCGUGAUGCUUGCUUCUGCCGACACCCGAAUAGGCUGCCUGGCGGAUCCACUUCUCCCAGCAUCGGAUGGCGCGGCUUUCUUGCAGGACAUGAACGACGUGUUCGGCUGCCUGCAGAUCUUUGGCUACCGGUUCCCAUACUUCCGCUACUUCCGUACGCCUACCUGGCGCAAAUUUGAGAAGUCCAUGGAUGCGUUCACUCUGCGACUUUUCAAGCACAUUCAAGAGGCUGCAAACCGACUUCAGACGAGACACAGCGACGAAGAAUACACCAUCUUGGAACAUCUCCUGGUGGAGAAGAAACUUGGGUUCGGCGAAAUACUUUCCUUCAUGAGUGACUUUAUAAUGGGUGGCGCUGACACGACCUCGAGCUCUGCCACAUUUUGCGUCUACAACUUAGCAAGAAAUCCUGAAGCACAAGAAAGGGCACGCCAGGAGGUGCUGUCCGUUGUGGGUGAAAACUGUCAGGCUGUGGAACCUCAGCAUCUCAACAACUUGCCAUAUGUGAAGGCUUGCCUCAAGGAAUCGCUAAGGUUAAACCCAGUGCUUUCCGGCGUGUUCCGAAAACUGGACCAUGAUGUUGUCAUGUCCGGCUACACAAUUCCAGCAGGUACUCCAGUGUUUACGGAAAACUACGUCGCGAGUCAGCUGGAGGAGAACUUCACCAAUGCCCAUGCCUUCCUCCCUGAGCGCUGGCUCAAGUCCGAAGAGCAGCGUGAUGACUGGACCCUUCACCCGUACGCCUCUUUACCGUUCAGCUUCGGCCCACGGAUGUGUCUUGGCCGAAGAAUGGCCGAACUGGAAGUUUGGAUUCUCCUUGUAAAGCUGUUGUCAAAGUACAAGAUUGAGUACCAUUACGAAGACAUUGGAUUCGUCGGAAAACUGGCCAAUGCACCGGACAAGCCGGCAAGGUUCCGAUUCAUUGAACUCAAGCCAGAAUGCUGAAUUUAGUGCUCUAAACAAUUUAGUUAAAUUACCAGUAUUCUAUUUUUGUUUGAAUUCUGCCAUCCUCAGGAAAGUGUCCCUGCCAUGCCAUUUACGACGACUACCAUUAUCUCUUGAGGAAAUAAAAUUGAAAAGUAGCCGCACGCGAAAUAACAUGAAGAGAAGAAAACAGCAUUGGAAGCAGGAUAAGUAUGUAAACCGGAUGUAUGGCUGUAGAAAAAAUAUUGAUAUGUUGGGGAUAUAAAUUGAGCAUUCAACUUUUGAAGUUUGGUUUGAGCGCUAAGAAAGGAAAUCGGCUAUGUUUUGGUUUUACAAAACUUUGCCACAUGAUUAUUUGAUACGUGUAAAAUAGUCGUCUAACGAACAAUGAACAGCGUGCUUUUCCUCA